AAUCGUGUAGUAGAAUUUAUUAGAUAUUAUAUUAAUUAAUUUAAUAUUGCCAUGUUACCUAAAUGUAAUUUAAUUGAAUAUUUGUUUUAAUAAUUUUUUACCAAAGAGAAAAGUUGUCGCAAUCAUCAUUAUUCUAAUCAUUAUUAAACAUUAAUUGUAAAACAUAUUGCUGAAUAAUGAUACCUUAGGACGUUAAAUUAAUUGAAAUACACCUUAGAACAUUUUAUUGAAAUGGAAUUGAAUAUGAUUGUUUAGUACCUGCAAAUUAAAAGUAAUGAAUUCAAUUAUGUUUGUUACCUGGAAUUGGACCGAACUAUGUGGUCCCGAUGACUUUGUUCCUAUUAUUCGACCUGGCUAUGUUCUUAGUUCAUGUGCAGAAAUGUCGAUUAUUCAGCUGCCUGUUUUAUUUACAUUUCUGCUGACAUCGGCAUAUUAUUGUGGAAAUUUAACUGAUUGGAUUGUACGCACGAGGCGAGAAACAUAUGUCCUCCGUUUCCGUACAGUGGUUUCUGGUCUGUUAGCAGUAUUGCCGGCAUUUCGACUCAUUUGGGAAGCAUACAAAUUUACCGAAAGCCGAUUGUAUCCAGUAGAAAACUUAGUACUGGCAAUACAGUGUUUUACUUGGAUUGUACACACUUUUUAUGUUCUAUGUGUUAGACACCGUUUGGGAACAAGUCUUAGUGGUCGAAAGUCAGUAUUAGUUUCGUGGGCUCUAUGUUUUUCAUCUUCUACUGUAUCAGUAUGGAACGGCUAUAAACAAUUUAAUGAAAAUUCUGAUAUUCCACUUUUGAAAGAGAGAUUUUGGUUCAGAAUUAUUGACAUGUCAUUGCAAAUAUGCUAUUUAUUUACAUUGUUCUUCAGAGCUGAUGUGUUGAGGACGAGAUAUGUGGAUCGAUUGCGUUUUCUAGCUCAGCAAUCCGUCGAAAGGCGUUCUUUAAUGACCUCAUCAUACAGUCGUUUUAAUGAUGAAUUUGACCCAUACUAUUUGGGAAUGGCAUGUGAUAAUGAACAUUAUAAUUUUUUCUCUUGGUUAACAUUUGGCUGGGUCGAAAGAUUGAUAUCUAAAGGAGACAAGAACCGAUUGCAGAGUCCAAAUGAUUUAUUCGAUCUACCGGAGAGAUUAACGCCAGUUUAUGUUUCAUCUAAGGUGGAAGAAGUAUUCAGACAUCAGCCUUCAGUCAGAGCUACAUCGCCCAUUCAUUUGCCAGCUGAUCAUCAAUCACGUGUGCCCAGGGUAUCGUUAUUACAAGCAUUGUACAAAUGUUAUGGCAAACAAUUCUUUGGUAUUGGAAUAUUAAAAUUUGUAGCGGACAUUUGUGCAUUUAUUGCUCCUAUUUUUUUAAACAAGUUAAUAACUUUUGUGUCUCAUCAUGAAGAACCUAUGAGAAAUGGGUAUUUUUACAUGGGCGGACUUGUCUUAAUGUUGUUGUUAACUUCAAUUUUUGGAACACAUUUCGAUUAUCAAAUUCAUAUACUUGGAAUUAAAAUUCGGGGUACAUUAGUGACAAUGAUUUAUAAAAAGACUUUAGCGUUAAAUACAGUAACACUUAACAACUUCAGUAUCGGAGAAGUUAUAAAUUUUAUUAGUACAGAUACAAGUAAUUUGGUGAAUGCGUGUAAUAGUUUCCAUUCAUUGUGGAGUGUUCCUUUUCAGUUAGUUUUAGUUUUGUUCUUGCUUCAUCAACAACUAGGACUUGCUUUUUUAUCUGGAGUAUUGAUUUCUGUACUUUUAAUUCCCGUAAACAAAAUCAUUGCCACUAAUAUCGGUAAGUUUACUGGAAAAUUAAUGAAUGAAAAAGACAAGCGUGUAAAACUCAUGUCCGAAAUAAUUAGAGGUAUCAGAGUCAUUAAAUACAAUGUAUGGGAGAAAUAUUUUAUCGAAAAAAUUAGCAGUUGUCGGAAACCUGAAGUAGUAAACUUAAAAAAAAGGAAAUAUUUGGAUGCACUUUGUGUGUAUUUUUGGGCUACAACGCCAGUAACAAUUUCAGUAUUAACAUUUUCAACUUAUAUAAUUAUGGGCGGGCAAUUAACAGCGGCUAAAGUUUUCACUAGUAUGGCGCUGCUUCAAAUGUUAAUAUCGCCAUUAAACGCUUUUCCUUGGAUACUGAACGGUAUAACCGAAGCAUGGGUAUCAGUUAAACGAAUUCAACGUUUGAUUGAAGUUGAUGACUCGCAAGCGCAAUUUUAUUAUAGUCUUAUGCCAGUGCAGUACGGUCGUACAUUUGACAAUGCAGUUUCUUUAAAUCAUUGUUCAUUCAAUUGGGGACUUAGGACUUUUCAACUUAAGAACAUACAUUUUUCUGUUGCCAAAGGAUCUUUUGUCGGCAUUACAGGACCCGUGGGAAGCGGCAAAUCUACUUUGUUAGCUGGUAUUUUAGCUGAAAUAAAUAAAGAAGAAGGAACAAUAGCUAUAUCAAACAUGAGGGACGGAUUCGCAUUUGUCGCACAAACUCCUUGGAUUCAAAAAGGGACAAUUAGAGAUAAUAUUUUAUUCGGACAAAGUUAUAGUUUAGAAAAAUACAGAGCAGUGGUCAAAUGCUGUGCUUUGGUCGAAGAUUUACAAGGGUUUUCUGCAGGUGAUUUAACUGUGAUCGGUGAAGCGGGAACUACAUUAAGUGGAGGUCAGAAAGCUCGGUUAGCUCUAGCGCGAGCAGUAUACCAAAACAAAAGCAUAUAUUUACUAGACGAUAUUUUUGCAUCGGUUGAUGUAAACGUUGCUCAGCAUUUAUACAAACAUUGUGUUAACGAUCUUCUCAAAAACAAAACUCGUAUUAUUUGCACACACAAUACAGAAUUCUUGCUUGAAGCUGAUUGGAUAAUAGCUAUGAACAACGGUGAAAUUGUAAAUCAAGGGAAACCUUUUGAAAUAUUAAGCGAUUACAAUAUAAAGACGCUGAGUGUUAAAUUUGACGAAUUAAGUUACAAUUCAAAGGUGGAAGCAAUCGAUUGGAUGCCGACAAAAGAAUCUGAUGUUACCUACGACUUGAUCGAUAAAGAAAACCAAGAAGAAGGUAUUGUUGCUCUGUCAAUCUAUAAGCACUAUUGGAAUGCUGUUGGAACCGUUGUUGGAUGGCUUUUAUUUUUUUCCAUGUUUGCAAUGCAGGCCUCGAGAAAUUUGUCCGAUUUAUGGUUAUCCCAUUGGGUUAAUGAAAUGUCAGGCUCGAAUAAAGAGCAAGACGAUGACAAGAAAUAUUUAUAUACUUAUACUAUGAUUGGGAUGGUUAAUUCGGUGGCCACAUUUUUCCGGGCUUUUAUAUUUGCAUACGGUGGAAUUAAAGCGUGUAUUAAGAUACAUGACUGUUUGCUUACAUCUACAUUAGGAGCAAAAAUAUCAUUUUUCGACAUAAACCCUCUUGGUAGAAUAUUAAAUCGGUUUUCAUCAGACACCAACGUGAUUGACGAUGGUUUGCCAUUCAUUUUGAAUAUUCUACUUGCUCAAUUAUUUCUUGCAUUGGGCACAGUAGGCUCAAUUCUGAUUGGCGCACCAUGGGCCAUAGUGAUAAUUGUGAUAUUGACACCCGUGUAUUAUAAACUGCAAAAACGAUACAGGAAUUCAUCGCGUGAACUCCGGAGAAUAUCGUCUAUAGCUUUAUCUCCUCUAUACAGUCAUAUUAAUGAAUCAUUACACGGACUGGCUACUGUACGAGGUUUUAGAGUAGUUUCAAGAUUUGAACGUGAUAAUGAAGAUAAACUAGAAAACUAUUUAAAAGCCGAAUUUUCCUCCCAAUUGGCUUCGCUGUGGUUCAAUUUCAGAUUAAAACUAAUAGGCUUAUCCGUACUUCUAUUUAUUGGCACAAUUGCAGUUUUUAUUCAUAAAUGGAAUCUAUCCAAUCCUGGGCUUCUCGGAUUAGCGUUAACAUACGCAUUGACACUAACGAGUAUACUUGGACAAUUGGUGGGAGCUGUUGCAGCAACUGAAUGCGAUAUGAUUAGUUUAGAACGUGUUUUAGAUUACAUAGACAAUACAGAGCGUGAGACUGAUACAGAAAAUUCUGUGCCACCGCCAUUUGCUUGGCCAACCAGUGGAAUUAUACAGUUUUCUAAAGUUUUUUUGAAAUAUAGAUAUAACGGACCCAUGUCUUUGAAUGGUGUGUCUUUUGAAACAUACGCUUCAGAAAAAAUUGGUGUUAUCGGACGGACAGGAGCUGGAAAAAGUUCACUGCUAACUGCCUUGUUCAAAAUGCAUGAGAUAAACAGCGGAACUAUUUCUAUAGAUGCUGUGGAUUUGUCUAAAAUUUCUUCUCGGCAAAUCAGAAACCGUUUGUGUAUAAUUCCUCAAGAUCCGUUCCUAUUCGAAGGUACGAUACGCGACAACAUUGAUCCAUUCAAAGAGUACAUGGAUUCAAAUAUAUGGUCAGCGCUUCAAUGCUGCCAUUUGGUGCCUACCGUCAAACGUAUGGGCGGACUUGGAUGUCGUUUAGGAGAUAGUAAUAACAUGUCAGUGGGAGAGAAACAGUUAUUGUGUUUGGUCAGAGCUGUACUUAAAAAUGCAAAAAUAGUAUGCAUCGAUGAGGCAACAGCCAAUGUCGAUAAAAUAACAGAUCAAAAAAUACAAGAAACAAUUAGGACAGCCUUCAAACAAAGUACAGUUAUUACAAUUGCUCAUAGAAUUAGCACCGUUAUGGAUAGUGAUCGGAUACUAAUAAUGGACAACGGGAUAGUUUUGGAAUUUGAUUCUCCCAAUGUUUUGCUGCAAAAUAAAAACUCAUAUUUUUAUAAUAUGGUGCAGCAAGAGUUUAAAUAAAAUGUUUUGAUCUCAUGUGUACAGUAUGGUGGUGAUUUAUAUUGAUAUAUAAAUUGUAUCACAAAACGUUUUGAUCUUCUGACAUGAAUUUUUAUUGUUAUUUUAUUACCCAUCAAUUUAUAAUUAAUUAUCUCUCCGAUAUAGAUUUAAAAUAUUCCUAAACAAAUGUAAUCAUUUUAAACAAAAUAUAUAUGUAUUAUAAUUAUUUAUUUAUUAUAAUGAUGUGUAAUAUUUAUUUAUACUAUCCAUUUUGUAUUAUA
This is a messenger RNA of Adelges cooleyi (spruce gall adelgid), 5004 nucleotides long. RefSeq names its product ATP-binding cassette sub-family C member 10. Bases 275 to 4744 code for a protein of 1489 amino acids. Gene Ontology annotation, cellular component: membrane. Gene Ontology annotation, biological process: transmembrane transport. NCBI's taxonomy places the organism in Eukaryota, Metazoa, Arthropoda, Insecta, Hemiptera, Adelgidae. The record is from RefSeq and is a predicted model, not a curated record. Gene Ontology annotation, molecular function: ATP hydrolysis activity; ABC-type transporter activity; ATP binding. The transcript is spliced from 21 exons.